Molecule: messenger RNA, 1221 nt
Organism: Aphidius gifuensis
Lineage: Eukaryota; Metazoa; Arthropoda; Insecta; Hymenoptera; Braconidae
Exons: 4
Coding region: 161-1198 (345 amino acids)
Source: RefSeq, a predicted model, not a curated record
GUUUAUUGUAACGAUCAUUACACAAGUAAAAAUGUGCCUUUGACGCUGAAAACACCCAAAUAAAAAUAAAAAAAUACUUAUUAUUUUUUAACUUUUUUUUUUUUUUUUUUACUUUUUCUAUUAUUUAUUAUUGUGUUGAGUUUAAAUUUAUUAUAAAAAAAUGUCUGAAAUAACAACAAGCAAUGAAAAAGAAACAAUUAAAAUUGGUGAUAAUGGUGGAUUUUUUGAUAGUAUUGUUAGGCCAAUGUUUCAAUCUGGCCAUGAAGGUGAAUUACAUACUUGGUUAAAAGACAUGAGUUUAAUUAGAUCAUCAUUAUCAUGUUCAAAUCCAGAUUGUAAUGAACGUAAUUUGACAUGGCAUUCAGCACGUGUUGUUGAUAGAUUCUCAUGGAAAUGUUUAAUAUGUCGAAAAAAUUAUGCAAUUAGAGAUUCUUCAUUUUUUCAUAGUGUUAAAUGUGAUUUUAAAACAGCAUUAGAAUUAAUACUAGGAUGGUGUCAAAAUAUACCACCUAAAACUAUUGCAUCAAUUACAAAUACAAAAGAUUUUAAUGCUAGAAAAGUAUAUGAAAGAUGUACAAAAAUAGCUGAUACAUGGGUUAUGAGUCAUAUUAAUGAAUAUUUAUUUGGUGGUCCUGGUAAAGUACUUGUUAUUUAUGAAUAUCCUGGUGGUAAUAUGUUACAAGAUGGUAUUGAAAUUGUUAAAACUAAAAAACGUAAUAAUUCACCAACAAUAUUAUGUAUUAUUGAAGCAAAUAAUAUACCACCAAAAAUGUGGUUUCAUAUUAUGCAAACAAUGCCAGAACAAAUAAAUCAUAAAAAUGAUGAUACAUUUAAUGAUAUUAAAAAAAAAGAUAAUACUUUUGAUGAAGCAAUUGAUGUUAUAAAACGACAUAUUUUACCUGGUAGUUUUAUUGUUGCUAAUAAAAAUUCUAAAUGUUUUAAUUUUAAUGCAAUUGUUGAAUUAAAAAAUUAUCAAACAUUUUCAAUUGAUGUUUUGGAACAAUUUGAUAAUAAUGAUACACAAAAAUUACGUGAUAAUUUAGCAACUAUUUGGCAAUCAGCUGUUGAUAUUUGUGAAGAUGUAUUAGAAUCACAAAAAUCACAAGGACAAUCAAUAAUAUCAUCAUAUUUAUGGCGUCAAAAAUUUUACUUCCAAAAUAUGCUUCAUCAAAUUGCCGAUGAAUAUCGUUUUAAAUAAUUGUGAAGAAAAAAAAAAGGGAA